Schistosoma rodhaini is the source of this 4017-nucleotide messenger RNA. NCBI's taxonomy places the organism in Eukaryota, Metazoa, Platyhelminthes, Trematoda, Strigeidida, Schistosomatidae. The record is from the annotation of a GenBank genome assembly.
AAACACCUGAGGGUUGUACUUGUAACGUAUCUACAAAUAUUGGGUUCAUUAGGACUUGUAGAUUUGCAUGACUAAAUUAAUUGCAUUGUGUUGAAUAAAAUACCUUGAACCUCACCAUAACAUCCAGACGCUCAUCUGAAUCUGAAAUAAACCUGAAUAUUUGGAACCUGCUCUUGUUUACUCACUCAAAUUCGCUUGUGGCGGUAAUUCGCGUGGCUAGUUCUUUGGUACUGAGCGAUGGCGGAUUUUAACAAUCCUUUGCAAAAGUUUAAGCUGGUGUUUUUGGGGGAACAGAGUGUCGGGAAGACAUCCCUCAUUACUAGGUUUAUGUAUGAAACUUUUGACAAUCUGUAUCAGGCAACAAUCGGUAUUGACUUCUUAUCAAAAACUAUGUACCUUGAAGAUCGAACUAUUCGUUUGCAAUUAUGGGACACUGCGGGACAGGAACGUUUUCGAAGUUUGAUUCCCAGCUACAUACGUGACUCCUCAGCUGCAGUUGUUGUUUAUGACAUAUGCAAUGCUGGAUCUUUUCACCAGGCUUCAAAGUGGGUUGAUGACGUCAGAAACGAACGAGGGGGGGAUGUUAUUAUUAUCCUCGUUGGAAACAAAACGGAUCUAUCUGAUAAAAGAAAAGUAACUACUGAAGAGGGUGAGCUUCUUGCUAAAAAACUAGAAGUCAUGUUUAUUGAAACGAGUGCGAAGGCUGGAUAUAAUGUCAAAGUUGUGAGUCAUGAAAUAAUACAAUUUUGGUUAAGUUUGCUUUAUUGUCAUAUGUAUAAGUAAUAUCUUAGUCUUUACUUCAAACUUCUGUUCUUCAUGUCUAAAGAUGACUCAAUGUUUUCUUCAACUGUUUAAAUCUGUAAAGUAAACCAAAUUUACAUCGAUCUCAUGCAUCAAAGUGUGUCUGAGCGUUUAUGGCUUUUUAAUUGAGUGGAUUUGUUAUCUUCUAGUAUUUGGGUUUUCUAAGGACCUCCAAAGUGUGACGUGCUGGAUUUUGUAGCGCAAAGCCUUUCUUGUUAAUAAGUACAUAUAUUACCACUUCACAGUUCUUCAGAGAUAUCUACCCACUUUGGUGUCGUAGGGUUAGUUUUUACAAUUAUAAUUUCAAACUCCAUGAUCUAGCGCUAUCUUAUCCCAAUCAGACAUGUUUCUUAGCUAGUUUUGAAAUAAAAUUUUCUGACCAUUUAAUCUUCAACGCUGAAGUAUCUGCUCUCGCUAUCAAACAUAGUGACGCGCUGUUUGCUGCGUUCUCUAUAAGCGAUUGUAAAAGCGCCGCCUGUACGAUUUAUUAACACUUGUAUUUAUUGUUUUUAUAUAUUAAAACUAAAAUGACUAGUUGUAUUCGAUAAGAGAAAAGUCAGUUGGUUCGUUAAGCGACGAACCUCCCCUUAAGUACACUCACUCUCUUUCCUUGAACGCCAAACAUCUUCUCUCCAUGUAUUCUAAUAUCCACUGACUUGUUUCGUUUGACUACUGCACUACAUUAAGUUCCCAGUUAAUUUGUUGGUUUGUAUGUUUGGUGAACGUUUAAAAAUAUGUCGAGUAGUUCUGCUGUGGUUCACCUAACGAUAUACAUGGAUAUGAUAUGAAUAAUACCUUUGCUCUAAGUUAUCGCGAAAAAAUCGGUUUCAACCCAGAGCAAAAGUAUGUUGACCGGAAUUUUAUUCAACGCUGAAUUCUAGAACGUGAUAAAACUUACUGGUGCUACACAUUUAUCCUUUUUUGACUUGAGUUCUGCUUCACAGUAAUCCAUGAGUAUUCAGUUAAGUAAUGGAUUACCAAAGCUAGUUUAUUUUGAUCUGACUCAAAUACUACGUUGCGGUGUACGUAACUACCAGACAGGGAAACUCAUGAUAAGGCAUCAAUUUUUUUACAUGGAUUACUAUGAAACCUUAUUCGCUGGACCGGUUUGCGAGCGAGGUGUUAAUAUACAGUUGCUUUCUAUCAUAAUGUUCGAUUGACUCGAAUUAAUUUUUAGUAAUAACAUUAUUAUACAAGAAAACUAUAUGCAUAAAUGAUAGCUACAUGUGAAGUGUAAAAGGAAGUGUUAACUGUUUGGCAUUCUAAAAAUAUCAGAAAUUUGUAUUUGUAUGUGAUCUGUAUGGUUCAUGGUUCGAUUUACUCUUAUCUACUUCACCUUUGUUUUCAGUUGCAUCUAUUACCAGUUCUCUUCAUUCACUGUAGUAAAGAGUGACUGCUGGCUAUGGUUUAUUGUCACAUCUUAACCAGUUAAUCAAAGUUUAGUAUCAUUUCUAAACCGUGUUCCAGCUCUUUAUUACGGUAGUGAUUUCAACUGUUCCGUCGAAUCGCUACAGAAUUGGUCGAUCAAAAGAGUCCACUAUCCAGACAUGAUGAUUGUAUCCUUUCCGAUCUUAUCUAUAUAUACAUUGUUUUAUCUUUCCUUGGGCAUUUACUCAGCACUACGAAGAGAUUUUUAACUUAUUUUAGACACCUAGAGCAUGUAUGCUGGUUAGUUCUACGGUGCUAUAUAAAUGAGAACAUUUCUAGCUGAUAUUGAACUGAAACCAAUCGAGCCUCCUCAAGAAAACCAGUGGAAAACCUGCGGUUGUUGAAUAUCGAGUCUGUUUAUUCAGAAAAUUUUUGGAAACCUGCAAAAACUUAUAUAUAUAUAUAUAUAUAUAUAAUAGCUAUUCUCAAAUGAUCUUUAAUUGUUUUCGAAGUUUUAUUUCUCUUCACGAUUUACUUCGGCAAACUUGGUCUGAAUGUAUUUUCGUACCUAUAAAAAUGAUAUAUUUAUAUAUGUGUACAGCUUAUCUAUUUUAAUUUAAUGAAUUACCACUAAACUACAGUUUGACUUGAAAUUUCUAUUGACGAAUUUGAGUUUGCUUCGCUAAAACUUUUAAUUUCUGUUUUUUUUUUCAGGCCAUAAUUUUGUGUUUAUUUACACUGUUUACACAACAAUCUGUGAUGCUUUCCUUUAGUAAUUAUAAGCACGUCAGUCUUGUAUUAAACAUCUUGGUGGUUAAUUUCGUAUAUUCCUGUUUAUAUUUGCUGUGAAAACCGUGGUUAAUUAUCGAUUUUACAUCCUUUUGUUGUGCUCACGUAAAGUGUGAUUACAUACCCGGUCUUUUAUUUGUUACAGAGAAGUUAAUAAAUCAUAAAAGCUUCUUUUGUAAAGCCCAACGUAUAAACAAUUUGAUGUUAUCACUAGUGUCUGCUUUGCUAUAUAUAAAAUGCAGAAAAUUACCUCGUCAUUGAUUCUGUCUCUUAAGGAUUACUAGAAACUAACGCUUAAAUUCUAACUGCACUACCUACUACUAGCUUCCCUGUUGCUCUGAAGGUGGACGAAAUAAAGUUAGUCAUAGACCUUGAAGUUCCUGAGCAUUCACAAGCAAUCUUAGAUGUGAGGCAGGUGCUAUAGUUUCGUGGCUUAGCGUAGGGUUUUCAACAAUUUUUCGUUUCCUAAGGUCAACUGUCCGACACUGCACCGUGACUUCUGGAGUUCAUUUAAUGUCGAUGUCUCGUUAUUAUCACUCCUGCUCGACAACCGGAUAAUUUGCUGAAGUAUUGUAAACUUGGUAUUUGUCUCAAGGUAUCAUUGAGCGCGUGCGUGUUGCCUAUGUUGAUUGCAUCGAGGCACACCGCUACGAAAAACAACAUAAUCCCAUGGACAUUAGUGGCUUUUUUCAAAACCAUGCAUAAAAUAACAUGAUACAGAUUAAAGGAGGCUGGGGUAUAUAUUAACCAAAAGUAUUUAUUGAUGAGUAAUAAGUGUGACAGCAGUUAGUUGGUUAGACCUAGUGUACAGACCAGCUCAAAAGUAAUGAUAUUAAAUUUUACUGUCUUUAGUACUGGUGUUACAUCUGUUGUCAGGCGGUUCAGAGUGAGCGGUAUGCUAUUAACCACUUAUCAGCUUUUUACAAUAUGGUUUGUAAGGGGAAUUGAAACUGGUUCCUCUGUUAUAACGUGUAGCCGAGUGAAUGCCCUGUUAAUUUUCAAUGUGAUAAAACUCAAUCGGACCAGUGAUAUACGAAAACCGUACGAGCAGUCUAGAGU